AUGGCCUUGGGGAACCACAGCGCUAUCACUGAGUUCAUUCUCCUUGGACUGUCUGCAGACCCCCAUGUCCAGGUGCUAUCCUUUGUGCUGUUCCUAGCAAUUUACCUCCUGACUCUGCUGGGGAACCUGACAAUGAUGCUGGUGAUCAGAGCCGAUUCUCACCUCCACACUCCCAUGUACUUCUUCCUGAGUCACCUUUCUUUCCUAGAUUUUUGCUUUUCUUCUGCCACAGUACCCAAGAUGCUGGAAAUUCUUCUUUCUCAGAAGAAAACAGUCUCUGUGGAAGCCUGUCUAGCUCAAGUCUUCUUUGUGUUUGACUUGGGGGGCACUGAAGCCUGUCUGCUCUCAGUUAUGGCCUAUGACCGCUAUGCUGCCAUCUGCCACCCUCUGCUCUAUGGCCAGAAGAUGAGCAACCAGCUCUGUAAAGGUCUGCUCUGUGUUGGGCUGGUGUGGGGCUCCUGGGGCCUGGCCUUUGUGGAUGCUCUCAUCAACAUCCUCCUGGCUGUCGAUUUAGACUACUGUGAGGACCAAACUAUUCCCCACUUCAGCUGCGAGCUGUCCUCCCUCUUCCCUCUGUCUUGCUCUGAUACCUCCACCAAUUUCACGCUCCUGCUCUGCUCUUCAUUCUUACAUUUCUUUGGAACCUUCGUUUUCAUCUUCUUCUCUUAUACCCGUAUUGUCUCCACCAUCUUGAGCAUCAGCUCCACUUCAGGCAGAAGUAAAGCCUUCUCUACCUGCUCCUCCCACCUCACUACUGUGAUUUUGUUUUAUGGCUCAGGUUUCCUGAGCUAUCUGUUGCCAGCCUCAGGUUCUGCCCUGGAGAUGAUCGUCUCCUUGCAAUACAGCGUGAUCACUCCCAUGGUGAAUCCUUUCAUCUAUAGCCUGCAGAACAAGGAGGUGAAGGCAGCUAUGGGAAGAGUGUUGAGAAAAUACUUUCAUUCUCUUUUGUAG
Messenger RNA from Rangifer tarandus platyrhynchus (Svalbard reindeer), 951 nucleotides. Lineage: Eukaryota; Metazoa; Chordata; Mammalia; Artiodactyla; Cervidae. The record is from the annotation of a GenBank genome assembly.